Molecule: messenger RNA, 3125 nt
Organism: Chelmon rostratus (copperband butterflyfish)
Lineage: Eukaryota; Metazoa; Chordata; Actinopteri; Chaetodontiformes; Chaetodontidae
Product: cilia- and flagella-associated protein 251-like
Exons: 6
Coding region: 77-1348 (423 amino acids)
Source: RefSeq, a predicted model, not a curated record
CUCGGCGGGUGUGUGAAGAGGACCCAGCCCGUUAUUUCAAGGUUAUCUCCUGCAGGACGCUCACCUCUCGGAGCCUAUGGGAAUUUUGAUAACCGCGGUUCUUCUUUGGGCUGCCGUCGGGGUGGGAAGCCGGCCAGUAACCUCACCCCUUAAUGAUGCAAAGGUUGAAUGUAUUAUUCAGGAGACGCUGAAUGAAGACGGGUCACAUGAGUGUGGCCCACAGCUAGCAGAGGAACUUGAUGAAGUGGAAAGACAUCAGGGUCUGCUCAGGGAGCUGCAGAAGCUGGCCGUUGACGAGAGAGAAAAGGAGCAAGAAAACGAGAGGGAGCGAUAUGAGUACAACCUGGCUGACGAUGAGAGCGACUUCGAGCAGGGGGACGAGGAGGAGAAAGAUGUGGUCAGCCUUGUAAAAAAGACCGAGGACAAGACGGAGGAAGAUGACACCAAGCAGAAGAUGAUGGAGGAGCCACGGAUCGAAGACACAGGGACAGACAAUGAAGAGGAGAGAGCCAAGGAGCUUGAGGAGCUGCUAGCCGAAGAGAUCACCAAGAAAGGGAAGGAGGAGAAGAAUGAUGACGAGCUCAAGGAACUGCUGAAGGAGCUGAAGAAGAAACGCUACGAGGCGGUGAAAGAGAGGGAGAUCCAGAAAGGCUCUGGAGCAGAGCAGAAGGAAGAGGUGGACGAAAAGAAGGAGACGGGGGACAAAGAGAAGGAGAGAGAAACGGAGGAGGACUUGGAGAAGCAGAGGAUGGAGGAGAGGAGAAAGAACGAGGUGGAGCUGAUGGUGGAGAAGGAGAAGGUGGAGAAGGAGCUAAAGGAGCUGCUGAAAGAGCAGGACAGCAAGAACAAGCCAGAGCAGGAGAGGGAGAGGAAGGAGAAGCAGGAGGAGCUGGAGGAACUCGUCAGGAAGAUGAAACGCGUGCAGGAGGAGGACGAGCAGGAGAUGCAAGGCGGGAAGAAGGAGGAGGGCGUGGGUGAUAGGACGGCGGGGGAGAAGAGCGAGAAGAAGGAGGGCGAAGGAGAGAAGGAGCCCAAUGAGAAAGCGGAGAAUGAAGUCAAGCGGAAGGAGGCGGCGGCGGAGGUGAAGGAGCCGCAGCAGAAGCGAGUGAUGGAGAAAGCCAGCGAUGAAGCCACGCAGCAGUUUGAGAGGGAGAGGUACAAGGAUGAGGAAGAGGAGGGCGAUGAGGAUGAGGAUGAGGAUGAAUUUGUCAGAGAGGAUGAGGAGGGCCAGGAGGAGGAAGACGAUGAGGAUGGUGACGCCGAAGACGAUGAAGGGGAGGAGCUGCUGGAGAUCGAAGCAGAGUUGCGCAAAGUCGCUGCAGAGCUGAGGGAGCUGCGCAGAGGAUAAGACACACAAAUACACACUCACACGCAGCAGACUGACUGACAAAACCCUUUGUUGCAUUCACAGUCCCACAGUCAGCUCGCACAUUUUCCAUUUAACAGCCUUCAAUUCCCCACAGCACUCAGAGAAAUGUCUUCAGAUGUGAAUCUGUAAAUGGACACUAGUAGAAACUGUACCUGCUGUUGUUUGAGUUCUGCUUUUAGAUUGCCUGGAAAAGGCUGCCACCGAUUCCUCAGUGCUCAUUUGAAUGUGUGAGCGUUCGAGGAAGAAGAGGCGAAUUUUUCUAGAGAAUCUGAAAAAUCUUUGUGUCCAUUUCCACCUGUGUCCCUGUCUCAGUACCUGUGAACGCUGUUUGUAAGGUAGACAGGUGUUUUCACUUCAGUUGUAAACUGCCAUGGAUGCAAGGCAUUCGGAACUUUCAAAUGUUGAUUUUGACUGCAGAUUGCCGACCACACAAACACCAACAUCGUUCAAAUCUGACUCAUGAAUGCUGGCAAGCAGCGCUUCUGUUCUCUGACGGCAUCAUCCUCGGUGGUGUGUUCUCAGUGGGAACUGCAGUUUCCCCACUAUAAGUAAUAUGUGUAUUUCAGUAUAUAUUUUGUGCAAUAAUUGAUAACUAUGUGUAAGCUGUUCCUGCUGUUCUGACUGUUAACGAUAUGCAUUACUGAUAUUUCUACACAGGAGUAAGUCAUUAUUUCCUCUUCGUUUCUUUGAUGAUAAAGUAGAAACAAGGGUUGUGUUUCAUUUGGCUCUCGCACUGUUAAAACCAGACUGUUUGUGAUGAACCAGGGUGACACGAACAAAACAAAAAGAGGAAGGUGGUUGGUGUUGGAAUUCUGCCCCGUGUGUCAGAUGUUAAGUUUGUCUUAAACGUGGUUAGUGUGUGGCAACAGUACGUGAUGUACUUAGAGCUUACAAGGUCUAAAAGUGUCACUUCAGGUUCUCAGCCAGCUUUGCACUCUUAUCUUAACAAGCCAAGGAGGAGUCGAGGGAAGAGGGAGACACUAAAGCCAUUUUGUUGUCUUUUGGUAACAGUAACAUUGAUAAAUGCUCAGUAGUUUUACAUCAUCAUUUUCAUGGCUGUAAUGGCAUUUGUGUAAAUAUCAGAUAUCAUGGUCUGUAAGCCAAGGUCAUAGGAAAUAUGAAGCAACAGCGCCCCCAAGAGGACACUGGAUAGAAAUGCACACAGUGCAGGAUUAACAGGGUUACCACUGGAGGCCCACUUAUGGCAAUAACACAAUAUAGACUACAGCACAUGUGAAUGCAAUAAUUAGCCAAAUAAUUAAUUACUUCAUGUAUUUCAAUAUGUAUUCAAAAUGCAUCAUAUGGUACUCUUAUAGCAGAUAUAAUCUCUCUUUUUCUACACAGCCAAGAUUUACAAUACAUUUAUGUAUUUGAACACUGGUGAAGCAGCUGUUCAACUUGUGUAAACACAUAGUAAUAACACACAUGAUCAGUCAACACUGAGGAGCUCAUUCCUGUCUAUUCCAAAGAUGAGAUGUUUGUUCACUUGACAAUGAAAAAAAUAUUAAUGUACUGUAGUUUUCUUUUUCUAUAGAAGUGCAAAAUGUUUCCACAAAAUGUAUCUUACAAACCAGCAAGAAGGAUGGAGGAAAUGUCUGUGGGGGCUGACAUAAGGGCAUAGAGGGCAUUUCGAACAACAGGGAGAAAAAAUGAUAACAAAAACACCAUUUGUAAUGUUACUGGCCAAUCAGAGUGCUGUAUUUUGUGCCUGCUGUAUCUUCUUCUAUGCUACCUGUUAAUCAAUAAACGGAAAGUG